Messenger RNA from Lichtheimia ornata, 1263 nucleotides. RefSeq lists its product as uncharacterized. The record is from RefSeq and is a predicted model, not a curated record. Lineage: Eukaryota; Fungi; Mucoromycota; Mucoromycetes; Mucorales; Lichtheimiaceae. Gene Ontology annotation, biological process: proteolysis. Gene Ontology annotation, molecular function: aspartic-type endopeptidase activity. The transcript is spliced from 4 exons. The coding region runs from base 1 to 1263 and encodes 420 amino acids.
AUGCACCUUGCCACCUCCUCAAUAGUGGUAUUUUUUACAGCAGCGGCAUCAAUACUAGUAGGAAACAUAGUUCAUGCUGCAGCCAUUGCGGAGAAUGGUGGUGGCAGUGGUGGUGGUGGUGGUGCCAAAGUCGUUUUACCAUUGCAUCGCAGUGCCGGAUUUAGUCUUGAUACACCUACAGCCAUGAUGCGAGUCCAUGCACGUUACGCCAAUAUGUUGAAUGAAGAGAAUCCAGCAAUAGUAAAAUCGGGUUUACCUAAAGAUCCCAACGCAUACUCCAUUUUCCCGGUGACCAGCUAUGCUAUCGACGUCUCGUAUUAUGUACAAGUCGGCAUUGGUACUCCACCACAACACUUUAAGCUUAAUUUGGAUACUGGAUCGGCUGACUUGUAUGUUGAAUCGACCAUGUGUGAAUCAUGUGAGAAUGAUCAUAGCCACUUGUUUAAUCCAAGUAAAUCCCGUACAUACACACCAACAAAGGAAAAGUGGAGAAUCCGUUAUGGAGAUGGAUCUACAGCCAACGGAAUUAUCGGCAUUGAUCGGCUGCAGCUGGGAAAACUCGAGGUGGAGAGUCAAAUGAUUGAAUUGGCUGUUGAUCAAUCAGAGGAUUUGACACAAGGACCUGGUGAAGGCAUACUUGGGUUGGCGUUUUCUGGAGCAGCCAGCGUAAAGAGUAUCAAAACACCCAUGGAUAACUUGGUUGCCCAAAACCGAUUACAAGAACCUGUAUUUAGUUUGUACCUUGGAAACAAAAAGCAUGGACAGGAUGGUGCAUUAGAGUUUAUCUUUGGUGGUUACAACGCCGAUUAUGUGGAUGGCCCAUUCUCUAGUAUACCAGUGAAUAAGUCUCUAGGCUAUUGGAGUAUUGAUGUGCCUUCGAUACAAAUCGGUGAUACGACAAUUACUCGAAACGUCCAAGCAAUCAUUGAUACAGGAACAACGCUCAUCAUCUUUCCGAAAAAGUUGAUGGAAUGGGUGGCUUUAUUCUAUGGUGCAGAACGUCAAGAAAAUGGAAUACUAUACAAGAUUGAUUGUGAUCUAUCCCGGCUACCUUCCCUGACAUUUAAUAUGGGGAAUGGAUUGGUAUUCACGCUUCCUCCUGAAUUACUCAUUUACCGCAAAGACGACGAUAGCAACUGCCAGGCAUCCUUUACCUCCAUGGAACAUGACUUUUUAAUUCUUGGCGAUAUCUUUCUCAAGCAAUAUUAUACCGUGUUUGAUUACCAAAAACCCGAGAUCCGCAUUGCCAAUCUCAAACAGUAA